Panicum hallii is the source of this 3470-nucleotide messenger RNA. RefSeq names its product putative disease resistance protein RGA4. Bases 116 to 3343 code for a protein of 1075 amino acids. The record is from RefSeq and is a predicted model, not a curated record. Gene Ontology annotation, molecular function: protein binding; ADP binding. Gene Ontology annotation, biological process: defense response to other organism. Lineage: Eukaryota; Viridiplantae; Streptophyta; Magnoliopsida; Poales; Poaceae. The transcript has 2 exons.
GCUACAUAUUGAUUUCUAGCUACUGAAACCAACUAUUGCUUGGCUUCACCAGCUAGCUCUCUCCAUACCGCAUCUGUGUUUCCUUGUGUUGUGUUUUGGAGCUCCAGGCGUAGCCAUGGCUGAGGUACUGGCCACCAUGGUGGUCGGGCCGCUGGUGUCCAUGGUGAAGGAGAAGGCCUCCAGCUACCUCCUGGACCAGUACAAGGUGAUGGAGGGCAUGGAGGAGCAGCACAAGCUCCUCAAGCGCAAGCUGCCGGCCAUCCUGGACGUCAUCACCGACGCCGAGGAGCAGGCAGCAGCCAAGAGAGAAGGGGCGAAAGUUUGGCUAGAGGAGGUUCGGAAGGUUGCCUACCAGGCGAAUGAUGUCCUCGAUGAGUUCAACUACGAGGCGCUGCGCCGCAAAGCCAAGAAGGAGGGCCACAACAAGGACCUCGGCAUAGAUGUAAUAAAGCUUUUCCCUACUCACAACCGUAUUGCUUUCCGUCACAGGAUGGCAAACAAGCUCCGCGUGAUCUUGAAAGAAAUUGAUGUCCUCGUCGCCGAGAUGAAUGCAUUUAGGUUCAAAUUCAAACCAGAGCAGCCAGAGCCCACAAAUUACUUAAGGCAGUAUAAUUCUAAUAUCAUCGACCCAACAAACAUCGCCAGCAAAUCGAGAGCUGAUGAGAAGAAGGCAGUCGUUUCUACAUUGCUUGCUCAAGUCGGCAAUGAGAAUCUCACGGUCCAUCCAAUUGUCGGAAUGGGAGGGUUGGGCAAGACCACCUUAGCACAACUCAUUUACAAUGACCCUGAAAUCCACAAGCAUUUCGAGUUGCGGCUUUGGGUGUGUGUCUCUGAUAACUUUGAGGUAGAUUCCCUAGCUGAUAGAAUAUUGAAAGAGAAUGGUUGUGAACAAACUGGUUGCUCAGCAUUGGAGAAACUUCAAAAUGCAGUGAGUGGGAAGAGGUACCUACUCGUAUUGGAUGAUGUAUGGAACCGUGAUGAGCACAAGUGGGAAAGGCUUAAGUCCUACCUUCAGCAUGGUGACAACGGUAGCUCAGUGCUGACAACAACUCGUGAUGAAGCAGUUGCUAAACUAAUGAUGGGUAAAACUGAAGGAGCCUAUAAACUUGAAAGCUUGGGUGCAUACUUCAUAGAGAAAAUUAUCAAGACAACAGCAUUCAGUUCAAAAGAAGAGGAGUGGCCUGGUGAACUCGUUAAAAUGGUCGGAGAUGUUGCCAAGAGAUGUUCUGGCUCUCCUUUGGCUGCUACAGCUUUGGGCUCUGUACUGCGUACCAAGACCACCGAGGAAGAAUGGGAUGCUGUGCUAAAUAAAAGCACAAUUUGUGAUGAGGAAAAUGGAAUUUUACCUGUACUUAAAUUGAGUUACAAUUGCUUGCCAUCAUAUAUGAGGCAGUGCUUUGCUUUCUGUGCUAUGUUUCCCAAGGAUUAUGAGAUUGAUGUGCAAAGUCUAAUCCACCUAUGGAUGGCCAAUGGUUUUAUCCCAGAGCAACCAGGAGUGUGUCCUGAAACCAUUGGAGAAAAAUUUUUCAAUGAGCUGAAGUCGAGGUCAUUUUAUCAGGAUUUGAAGAGUGUCCCAUUUGAACAAAAAUAUGAUCCUUUUGAACCGAUCAAGUACAUGUAUUGUUCUAAAAUUACUUGUAAGAUCCACGACCUUAUGCAUGAUGUUGCAAUGGAUUCUAUGGGAAAAGAAUGUGCCGCAAUAGCUACACACCCGAGCCAAAGUGAGUUUGCUCUUCAUUCUGCUCGUCAUUUGUAUUUAUCAGUGCCUCAACCAGAAAAUCUUCUGAAUGCUUCCGUAGAGAAAGGAUCUCCAGCUUUCCAAACAUUGAUAUGUGAUGGAUAUGUAGAAGAAGAUUUGAAGAUCUUAUCAAAAUACAACUCUAUCAGAGCUUUAAAGAUCGAACGAGGUUCAUUCCUAAGGCCGAAAUAUCUUCAUCACCUGAGGUAUCUUGAUCUCUCGGGAUGUGAUAUUGAAGCACUUCCUGAAGAUAUUAGCAUCCUAUAUCAUCUGCAAACACUGGACCUUUCUUAUUGUGAUGAUCUUCAGCGACUUCCAAAGGAACUGAAGUAUUUGACUUCCCUCCGUCACCUCUACACUCACGAAUGCCCAAAUUUGAAAAGCAUGCCCGGAGGGCUCGGACACCUCACUUGCCUACAGACACUUACAUGCUUCGUAGCAGGUACCGACUCCGGUUGCAGUAACGUGAGAGAGCUGCAGGAUUUGGACCUCGGUGGUAGACUAGAGCUAAGCCAGCUCGAAAAUGUCACAGGAUCAAAUGGUGCGCAAGCAGCAGGUCUUGGAAACAAGAAAAAAUUGACUGAACUGGAGUUAAGAUGGACUGAUGGUGAUCCGGAAGCACAAAAUAAUAAUCAUGAAGAGGUGGUGGAAGGUCUCAAACCUCAUGAUGGGUUGAAGGUCCUGAGGAUAUAUUCCUGUGGGAGCAGUACUUUUCCAACGUGGAUGGAUAUGUUGAAUGGCAUGGUGGAGCUUGAGUUAUCUGGUUGCAAAAAGCUCGAGAAGCUUCCUGCACUCUGGCAGUUACCGGCUCUGGAAAUUCUUGACCUGACAGGAUUGGAGAGUUUACAUUGUUUGUGCAGUGGCGCUGCUACAGCCGUCACAUUUCGGAAACUGAAGGUGCUUAUCUUGGUUGAGAUGCCAAAAUUUGAGGCAUGGUUGGACACAGAUAUGGUACAAGGAGAAGAGACGAUAUUUCCCAAGGUUGAGGAGCUGGCGAUCCGCAAGUGUGGAAGUUUGACUGCAUUACCAAAAGCAGCAUCGGUGAUUACGGAAUCAUCUGGCGGAGUUGAUACUAUGUGCCGCUCUGCAAUUCAGGCACUGAGGAAGCUACUACCGAAAGGGUCAUUAAUGGUUAAACAAUUAUUUGGCCAGGCUGAAACUGUGUGUUGUCGCUCUGCAUUUCCAGCACUGAGGAAGCUAAAAUUAUUUAAUAUGUCGGCCCUUGAGAGAUGGGGAGCAGCCGAAGGAACUCCAGGAGAAGAGGUAACAUUUCCUUUGCUGGAGGACUUGGAAAUUGAUGUCUGCCCGAAGUUGAAAGGUCUCCCUGAAACACCCAAGCUAGUUAAAUUAGCCAUAGAAGGAGAAGGUCAACAAAUAUCCCUGCAGGCAGUAAGCAGAUGCAUUCCUUCGCUGUACAUUCUGGAUCUGGAUGUGUCACCCAAUGACACGGAAACAACAUUGCUGCAUGUCAAGCAGAAAUGGGAUCAUGAACUCCCCCUGCUAGCUAUGACGCUAACUAGAAAACGUGUUCCAGGUCCUGGUAUCCCUAAGGAGGUUAGAGAUUUCAUGUUGCAGCAAACUGACAGGACACACACAAGCUUCUGACGGGCAAUCUGCUCCAGAACGGGGUGGACUCCCGCCAUGUCUGGUAUCUCUAUGUAUAAGUGGUUGCAAAUCUUUGGUGGAGGUCCCCAACCUGCCGGCAUCUCUCAAGAAAUUAGGUAUUGAAAGA